AUGGAUCGUUAUGAAAAAUUGACAAGAAUAGGAGAAGGUGCCUACGGUGUUGUGUUUAAAUGUCGUCAUCGUGAUACUGGUGACAUAGUUGCUAUAAAAAAGUUCACAGAUUCUGAAGAAGAUCCAGUUAUUCACAGAAUUGCAAUGCGAGAGAUCCGUACACUUAAACAAUUGAAACAUCCAAAUUUGAUAAAUUUAAUUGAAGUAUUCAAACGCAAACGUCGUUUACACUUGGUAUUUCAAUAUGUUGAUCAUACAUUACUACAUGAAUUAGAAAAGCAUCCGAAAGGGUUGGAUCGAUUGCAGAUCAGAAAGUUGACGUAUCAGUUAUUACAAGCAGUGAACUUUUGUCAUGCGCACAAUUGUAUCCAUCGUGAUGUUAAACCAGAGAAUAUACUUAUCACAAAAGCUGGUCAACUGAAGUUAUGCGAUUUCGGUUUCGCAAGAUUAUUAACUGGACCAGGAGAUGAGUACACCGAUUAUGUGGCAACACGAUGGUAUAGAGCACCGGAAUUACUAGUCGGUGAUACACAAUACGGGACACCAGUGGAUAUAUGGGCUAUUGGAUGUGUAGUUGCUGAAAUGCUCACUGCUGUACCUUUAUGGCCUGGUCGAUCUGAUUUAGACCAACUGCACCUGAUUACACGAACACUGGGUGAUUUGGUUCCAAGACAUAGAGAAAUUUUUGAGAAAAACAGUUUUUUCAAAGGCUACAAACUGAUCGUACCCGAGAAUCGAGAAGAUUUGGAAGAGAAAUUUACUUCAUUACAACCACCUAUCACUUCGAAAGAAUUAAACUUUCUACAGAGCUGUUUAAGUAUGGAUCCUACAGAAAGACUCAAUAGUGAGGCGUUAAUUAAACACCCAUAUAUGGAAAUGCACGGUAGACAACCACAAUACUCUCAUGGUGAAUUGAAACAAAUACCUGGUGCUGGUGGAGAUGGAUACUGUCAUGGAAUGAAGAAAAAACCUGAACAUAGUUUUAUACAAAAACCAAAUGCUAAGUCAAUAAUGGUUAAUCAGAUAAUAACAGGUACAAUAGUACCAAGACGUAAAUAUCAACAACAAAAUCAGCAAUCAUGUUAUCAUUCACAACAACAAAUAAAUGAUCGAAAUCAGACAACUGGAACACCAGUCAACGAAUCACAUGCAACUUCACCUACAUGUUUCGCUUCAACUAGUAUUACUCCAAGUUUAAAUGUUGGUCGAACAAAUUGGUUUGUACCUGGUAUUGUAGGUCAAGGUUUAUAUAAUCCAUCACAAACGGGAUUACCUGCACUUCCAACGAACCAACAUAUUCAAGCAACACCAGUAUCCACGACAAUAAAUAACCCUCAAUCUCUAAUGAUAACAAGCAAUCAAAAAUCAAAUGCAGGCUGGAAAUAUAACAGAUCGAAUCAGAUUACUGGUAUGUCUACAGGUAUUGCUAACAAUUCAUUUGCCCACCUUCCUAAUCCUGAAAAUAGUAACAACAAUACUACUAAUAACCACCGAAUACAGAUAAUGGACAGAUAUCUAGCAAUACAAAUGUAG
Molecule: messenger RNA, 1533 nt
Organism: Heterobilharzia americana
Lineage: Eukaryota; Metazoa; Platyhelminthes; Trematoda; Strigeidida; Schistosomatidae
Source: the annotation of a GenBank genome assembly